UAUGACUUCUGUUCUUUUUCAGCCCAAAUUGAAGUAAUUCCAUGCAAAAUAUGUGGAGAUAAGUCUUCUGGGAUCCACUAUGGCGUAAUAACAUGUGAAGGAUGCAAGGGCUUUUUCCGCCGGAGUCAACAGGGGAAGCCGAUUUACUCAUGCAGUCAGCAACAAAGCUGUCCAAUAGACCGUUCCAGCAGGAACAGAUGCCAGCACUGCAGACUGCAGAAAUGUCUAUCCCUAGGCAUGUCUCGUGAUGCUGUCAAGUUUGGACGUAUGUCUAAGAAACAAAGGGCUAUAUUACAAGCUGAGGUGCAGAAACUUCUCAAGGAGCAAAGGACGGAGAUCUCUGCAAGUCUACAAAGUUCUGAAAGCCAGGCUGAACAACCAUCCACUACAACUCCUGAGCUGCCUCACUCCAUCCAACCUUCCACAUGGUCCGGUCACGGCAAAUGGGACUUCUCCUGCUCCACACGUAACUGUUCACUGCCGAGACUGCAACUGCAGAGGGAACCCCUUGUGCUCCACACCCCAGAAAAGGCCCAAGCAGAGGUAACGAUACGGAAAAACUAUCUGCGAGAUCAACAACAUCAUUUUGAGAACGUGAGACCCAAUGUAUUCCACAAUAUAGAAUCGUACUGCAGCCUGAACUUCUGCAGUUGUCUGCCUCCAGAGUGCAUGGUAUCAGCUUCGGAGAUCGAACUACUAAUGCAGAAUGUGGUGUUCGCACACCAAGAGACGUGCCAGUUCCCUAAUGAAAACCUGAAGAUAUUGAGAUGGGAAACAUUCUCACCUGAGCAGAUGCAGAGAUUCCAACAAAAGCCCAUGGACCAGAUGUGGGAUAGCUGUGUCUGUCACAUUACCGAUGCCAUUCAGUAUAUAGUGGAAUUUGCAAAGCGACUCAGCGGCUUCAUGGACCUGAAUCCAAAUGAUCAGAUCGUCCUUCUGAAAGCAGGUGCCAUGGAGCUGCUGCUGAUCAGAAUGAGCCGAGCCUUUAACUGCUACAAUAACACCGUUUAUUUUGAGGGAAAAUAUGCACAACUGGAGCUCUUCCAUUCUUUAGGGUGCAGUGACCUCAUAAGUUCCAUGUUUGACUUCUGUCAGUCACUCUGUGCACUAAACCUCUCUGAACAAGAAAUGGCCUUUUUCAGUGCCAUUACCCUGCUAAAUCCAGGUCAUUUAUGGCUGCAAGAAAAGCACAAGGUGGAUACUCUAUACAGGAAGAUACACUUGGCCUUCAGGCACUUACUUCGGAGGACACAUCGUGAGUUCAUUUUAAUGAAGCUUCCAGAAAAGGCGAAACUCUCCAGCAUUUGCCAGCUGCACCUAGAAAAGCUGAAUAUCUUCAGACAAAUGUACCCAAGCAUUGCGUGGGAGAAAUUCCCUCCUUUGUAUAAGGAGUUGUUUAUCUCAGAGACCGAAACUUCAUGAACAGAAUGGCAAAUCCAAUGUCGCUCACAGCUUAUAUCUCUUGUUGUGAUGUUCCUUUGUUCUUGAAUCACAUUGUAUUCUGGGGAGUAACUAUCUUUGAGCACCAUUAAGAAACAUGAAGACCUCAUGAAGUAUUUCAAGCCCAUUUGUAUCUAUUCGGUGAAGGACUGCAUUUAUUUAGACCUCAAAGUACUGGUAACAUAAGAACAUAGUUUGUAAGGUUGAAAAAAAUAAAAAUUAAAAAGAGUCCAUCGAGUUCAACCUAAAACUCUAUUGUGUUGAUCCAGAGGAAGGCAAAAAAAAAAAAAAAAACAUGAGGCUGAGGCCAAUUGCCCCAUGACACUGGGCUGGGCAAUGUAAAGUUUAUGACCAAAUCCGACAUUUUGAGGGCAUUAUAUUAUAAUCUAGGGCAAGAAUAGAGAAAAUCCAGUAUGCAAGUACAGACAGUAACUAAAAGUUUUUAAACUCCAAGUCUUUGAGUGUUUAAAGCAUUAACCAGUGAUCACAGAACAAUAUGGGGUCCUUGAAAAGAAAUGGAUCCAUAAGCCACUUUACAGAAUGUUUGCAAAUUAAAGAGUAUAGGUAUAGGUGACUUUUAUUCCAUAUUUUUCGGAGUAAUAUGAUAAUUUACACCAUUUUAUAAGCUAUCUGUGUGUUCUAUUUUGUCUUCCUUUAUUUUCUUUAUAAUAAAGUUAAUUUUAACUACAAGAGGGAUUCUUUUAAUGCUUGUAUAGGUUCACAUAGAUCACAUCCUAAGCUCUUGUAAAGACGACAGCUCAACGCAUGUUUAAAAGAAAAGGAAAACAUAGGGAAAUGCAAAACAUUAGUAAAUAACAUGGAAAAAUACCUGUAGGGGAAAAAAAACACAAAGAAAACUCAACUCCACUCCACUCUUAGUAAAUGAGGUCCAAUGUCUACAAAGUGCACGUCGUGUUACUGAAAAAAAGAUUGAGCUAAAAGAGUGAGAACAUUUUUUAAAUACUAUACUGUAUUUAAAGGCCCAAUUACACAGGGCAAUUGUUGUCCAAACAGGCCCCUCAUCACCUUGUGUAAUAGGGCCAGCAAUCAUUUUGGCCUAUCAGUUGGAUUGUCCAUGUGUAAUAGGGAAUGUGCAGCCGAUGCCUGACUGUCGUAAACAAUCCAAUGUUCCUUCUUGAGGCCCUAAAAGCCCA
Messenger RNA from Hyla sarda, 2594 nucleotides. It is a transcript of the gene RORC, whose product is annotated as RAR related orphan receptor C. Gene Ontology annotation, biological process: regulation of transcription by RNA polymerase II. Bases 238 to 1422 code for a protein of 394 amino acids. The record is from RefSeq and is a predicted model, not a curated record. The transcript is spliced from 9 exons. NCBI's taxonomy places the organism in Eukaryota, Metazoa, Chordata, Amphibia, Anura, Hylidae. Gene Ontology annotation, cellular component: nucleus. Gene Ontology annotation, molecular function: nuclear receptor activity; RNA polymerase II cis-regulatory region sequence-specific DNA binding.